AUGGAGAAAGACACCAUUCUUGUCGAAAAGCAGGGAGUCUCCACUCCGUGGCAAUACACCAGCGAAAUGGCCAAACAUGGCGGUAAGAUCGUUCCAAACUCUUGGUUCGUCGACAACGGUCGGUGCCUUCCGUAUGAGUUCAGUUUUGUGCCUUUUACAAAGCCAGAGCCGCCGGAGUUGAGCACGUAUGCCUCAUUUGCCACUGAGUAUUUUCAACUGGUGGAAGCUGCCGGGCUCCAAGACCUGGUAGGUCUGCGACGCCUCUUCGGAGACGAAGGCACUGGGAUGCUGGAGUGCACAGAAGGCAAAGCGAACAUCAUGUUUUCCAGCGAUGAGGUUCCUGCAGAUCGGCUGGAGAACGGAACGUCGACGCUGUGGUUCUUUGAUGGACAUCCUCCAUUCCGGAUGUAUAAAUGCUCUUGUGUCGACACCAGUCCUACCAGCAAUACGAACCAUAACCAUAUUGAUCGGAACUGA
This is a messenger RNA of Akanthomyces muscarius, 477 nucleotides long. RefSeq lists its product as uncharacterized. Bases 1 to 477 code for a protein of 158 amino acids. The record is from RefSeq and is a predicted model, not a curated record. Lineage: Eukaryota; Fungi; Ascomycota; Sordariomycetes; Hypocreales; Cordycipitaceae. The transcript is spliced from 2 exons.